CACAACUCUCCUCUCUUCUUUGUAAAACCACCUCCCCAUCAUCUGCAAACAUGCUCAAGAGCGGCAUUGCCCGUAGCUUGGGCAAGUCUGCCUUUGCCCGACCAUCCUUCACCCGACGCGCAUUCGAGCCUCUUCGAAGACAAGGUGUCCCUUCUAUCGCUCAAAGAUGGGCCUCGACGGAAACUGCCGGUGAUGGCAAGAUCCAUCAGGUCAUUGGUGCCGUCGUCGACGUCAAAUUUGAUGGCGAGAGACUGCCUCCCAUUCUCAACGCCCUCGAAACCGAUAACAAUGGCAACAAGUUGACAUUGGAAGUUUCGCAACAUUUGGGUGAGAAUGUCGUGCGAUGCAUUGCCAUGGAUGGUACCGAGGGUUUGGUCCGUGGCCACAAGGCGAGCGACACUGGAUACCCCAUCAGAAUUCCUGUCGGCGCAGGUACUUUGGGUCGUAUCAUGAACGUUACCGGUGACCCUAUCGACGAGCGAGGACCCAUCAAGGCUUCGAAGCUCGCUCCUAUCCACGUCGACCCUCCGGAGUUCGUUGAACAAUCCACCUCCGCCGAAGUGCUUGUCACUGGUAUCAAGGUCGUGGACCUCUUGGCUCCCUACGCUCGUGGUGGAAAGAUUGGUCUAUUCGGUGGUGCCGGUGUCGGCAAGACUGUGUUUAUUCAGGAAUUGAUCAACAACAUUGCGAAGGCCCAUGGUGGUUACUCUGUCUUUACCGGUGUGGGUGAGAGAACCCGUGAGGGUAACGAUCUGUACCAUGAAAUGCAGGAGACCUCUGUCAUCCAACUCGACGGCGAGUCCAAGGUCGCCCUGGUGUUUGGUCAGAUGAACGAACCUCCUGGAGCUCGUGCUCGUGUCGCUUUGACUGGGCUUACUGUGGCUGAGUACUUCCGGGACGAAGAAGGCCAGGAUGUGUUGCUCUUCAUUGACAACAUUUUCCGAUUUACUCAAGCCGGUUCCGAGGUGUCUGCCCUGCUCGGUCGUAUCCCAUCUGCCGUCGGUUACCAACCUACCUUGGCCGUCGACAUGGGUUCCAUGCAGGAACGUAUCACCACCACGCAAAAGGGAUCCAUCACCUCCGUGCAGGCUGUCUACGUGCCUGCCGACGAUUUGACUGAUCCUGCUCCUGCGACCACCUUCGCUCACUUGGACGCCACCACUGUGUUGUCUCGUGGUAUCUCCGAAUUGGGUAUCUACCCUGCUGUCGAUCCUCUCGACUCGAAGUCUCGAAUGCUGGACCCCCGAGUCGUCGGUCAAGAACACUACGACACCGCUUCUCGUGUCCAACAGAUGUUGCAAGAAUACAAGUCGCUUCAGGAUAUCAUUGCCAUUCUGGGUAUGGAUGAAUUGUCUGAAGCCGAUAAGUUGACUGUCGAGCGUGCCCGUAAGCUCCAGAGAUUCUUGAGCCAGCCUUUCACCGUGGCCCAGGUUUUCACUGGUAUUGAGGGCAAGCUUGUCGAUCUCAAGAACACCAUCUCUUCCUUCCAGAAGAUCAUCAACGGUGAAGGUGAUGAUCUCCCAGAAGGUGCCUUCUACAUGGUGGGCGAUUUCGAGAGUGCUCGUGCAAAGGGUGAGAAGAUCUUGGCUGAAUUGGAGAAGUCAUAAGCGGCCAAGAGGUAAAAUAGAAAGCCAAGCAGCAUAGUCUGUGGUCGACAUAUAUUCUCUUAUGUUGCAGUCAAGAAACAAUGGCUAUUCCAGGUCGUGAGGGGAGUAUGGGGACGAAAAGAAUUGAGUAGCUCAUCUGUACAUUGAACCUUCAAAAUUAUUCACUCGAUUCCUUUGACACUUUAUCCGACACCCUCCUUUGUAUUCACGAGCUUGGUAUUGACUUCCACAUCAUUUCUCGUUCUGUCAGCAGACCGACCUUCUGAGACAGCGUAGAUGCUUUUGAAGUCAUUGUUUUCAAUCAGCUCUGAACUGCUUACGCAUUGAGGCAGAAGAUUGUGUGCCCCUCUGAGCUAUUUGAUCCGCAGUAAUUGAUAUAAUAAUGGUUGUCGUGAU
Exophiala oligosperma is the source of this 2003-nucleotide messenger RNA. RefSeq names its product ATP synthase subunit beta, mitochondrial. NCBI's taxonomy places the organism in Eukaryota, Fungi, Ascomycota, Eurotiomycetes, Chaetothyriales, Herpotrichiellaceae. Gene Ontology annotation, biological process: proton transmembrane transport; proton motive force-driven mitochondrial ATP synthesis. Gene Ontology annotation, molecular function: proton-transporting ATP synthase activity, rotational mechanism; ATP hydrolysis activity; ATP binding. The record is from RefSeq and is a predicted model, not a curated record. The transcript is spliced from 8 exons. The coding region runs from base 51 to 1607 and encodes 518 amino acids.